This is a messenger RNA of Tyto alba (common barn owl), 2986 nucleotides long. It is a transcript of the gene BMAL1, whose product is annotated as aryl hydrocarbon receptor nuclear translocator like. The transcript has 21 exons. Bases 537 to 2438 code for a protein of 633 amino acids. The record is from RefSeq and is a predicted model, not a curated record. Gene Ontology annotation, biological process: regulation of transcription by RNA polymerase II; circadian rhythm. Gene Ontology annotation, molecular function: RNA polymerase II cis-regulatory region sequence-specific DNA binding; DNA-binding transcription factor activity, RNA polymerase II-specific; protein dimerization activity. Gene Ontology annotation, cellular component: transcription regulator complex; aryl hydrocarbon receptor complex; nucleus. NCBI's taxonomy places the organism in Eukaryota, Metazoa, Chordata, Aves, Strigiformes, Tytonidae.
GUGGCAAGCCAGGCGGAAAGUAGGUCAGGGACGGGGGCUGCCUGCGCCGGGCGCCGCUCCGGGCGUGCAGCGCCUUACCGGGGGACGGCGACCCCCGCCCGCCUGCGGCGAGGGGGCGCGCGGAGCUCGCGGGCCCUUUGAGGGGGACACAGGGGUGUCAGUAGUUGGUAUUUCACAACACCAAAGCUGAAGUUAGGGCCUACUUCCAUGUCACCGUUACCCCCUGCUACCAAGAGACCUGCUGUAUUUGGGGACCAUUGCUGACGAUGCGCUCGGAAGGUACAAGGCAACUCAGUGGCACCUUGUAUAAAGGAAGCAGCAAACAGAUUGCUAAAUCCUUAACAGUCCUUACUUGGUGUGGCUGUGAUGGAAAUGCAUCUUCCAGUGUGCAGUUGCUGUAAUGCCGGUUUUUGAAAGUACUUGACUAACAGAAUAUGAGGCACGAAAGAGUUUUAAGGUGAUCAGCUGCUUCAGGCUGAGCAUCAUCAUCUUUCCCCAGGUGGAUCUAGGCUUCCAAGACAGACUUUCAGAAUCCAAUGGCAGACCAAAGGAUGGACAUAUCUUCUACAAUUAGUGACUUUAUGUCACCAGACCCUGCUGACUUGAUCUCCAGUUCCCUUAGCACUUCAGGAAUGGAUUGUAAUAGGAAAAGAAAGGGAAGCUCUACAGAUUAUCAACUUGAUGGCUUUCCUUUUGAGGAAGGUAUGGAUACAGAUAAGGAUGACCAACAUGGAAGAUUGGAGUAUACAGACCAACAAGGCAGGAUAAAAAAUGCAAGGGAGGCUCAUAGUCAAAUUGAAAAAAGGCGUAGAGAUAAAAUGAACAGUUUUAUAGACGAACUGGCAUCUUUGGUACCAACGUGCAACGCUAUGUCUCGAAAGCUAGAUAAACUCACUGUAUUGAGAAUGGCUGUCCAGCAUAUGAAGACAUUACGUGGUGCUACAAACCCAUAUACAGAAGCAAACUAUAAGCCUGCUUUUCUAUCAGAUGAUGAGUUAAAACAUCUUAUUCUCAGGGCAGCAGAUGGAUUUCUUUUUGUUGUGGGCUGUGACAGAGGGAAGAUACUGUUUGUUUCAGAAUCUGUCUUCAAGAUUCUCAACUACAGUCAGAAUGAUUUGAUUGGUCAAAGUUUAUUUGAUUACCUUCAUCCUAAAGACAUUGCCAAAGUGAAGGAGCAGCUCUCUUCUUCUGAUACUGCGCCACGAGAAAGGCUUAUAGAUGCAAAAACUGGACUCCCAGUUAAAACUGAUAUAACACCUGGGCCAUCACGACUGUGUUCCGGAGCAAGACGGUCCUUCUUUUGUAGGAUGAAGUGCAAUAGACCUUCAGUGAAAGUAGAAGAUAAGGAUUUUCCUUCAACCUGUUCAAAGAAGAAAGCAGACCGCAAAAGCUUUUGCACUAUUCAUAGUACAGGAUAUUUAAAAAGCUGGCCGCCAACAAAAAUGGGACUAGAUGAAGAUAAUGAACCAGAUAACGAGGGUUGUAAUUUAAGCUGUCUUGUUGCAAUUGGACGGCUGCAUCCUCAUGUAGUACCACAGCCAGUCAACGGUGAGAUCAGGGUGAAACCUACAGAAUAUGUUUCUCGACAUGCAAUAGAUGGGAAAUUUGUUUUUGUAGAUCAGAGGGCAACAGCCAUUCUGGCAUACUUACCCCAGGAACUUCUAGGUACUUCGUGCUAUGAAUAUUUUCAUCAAGAUGAUAUAGGACAUCUUGCAGAAUGUCAUAGACAAGUUUUGCAGACAAGAGAAAAAAUUACAACUAACUGCUACAAGUUUAAAAUAAAAGAUGGCUCUUUUAUUACAUUGCGGAGUCGCUGGUUCAGUUUCAUGAACCCUUGGACCAAAGAAGUAGAAUACAUUGUCUCAACAAAUACAGUUGUUUCCACCAACGUACUUGAUAGUGGAGACGCAGCCUUUCCCCAGCUUGCAGCUUCUCCACACAGCAUGGACAGUGUGCUUCAGGCUGGAGAAGGUGGCCCAAAAAGGACCCAUCCUACUGUGCCUGGAAUUCCAGGUGGAACGAGAGCUGGGGCAGGUAAAAUAGGGAGGAUGAUUGCUGAAGAAAUCAUGGAGAUUCACAGAAUAAGAGGAUCAUCACCUUCUAGCUGUGGUUCAAGUCCACUGAACAUUACCAGCACCCCACCACCCGACACAUCCUCCCCAGGGGGCAAGAAGAUCCUGAAUGGUGGCACUCCAGACAUUUCUUCAGCUGGGUUACUGUCUGGGCAAAUCCAGGAUAACUCUGGUUACCCAUAUUCUGACAACUCCUCUAUUCUUGGGGAGAACUCACAUAUAGGCAUUGACAUGAUUGACAAUGACCAAGGAUCGAGCAGCCCGAGCAACGACGAAGCAGCAAUGGCAGUAAUAAUGAGCCUUCUUGAAGCAGAUGCAGGUCUGGGUGGCCCUGUAGACUUCAGUGAUUUGCCCUGGCCCUUGUAAAUGAUGCACCUGGCUUCAACAUCCAAGUAUCAAAGUGCAUUUACUGGUGGAGUUCUACAGUCUGUGAAACUUGUUGGACUGAGAAGCUUUUAUGUACAAAUUUCAUAAAAGCUGCAUCAGAACACAACUCAUCCUACCAUGUGUAACUUCAGACAAAGUGGAAUAACCUGCUACAGUGUUCUGUGUUGAUUUGGUUAGCUGUGUAUAGCUUGCAAUACUUGUAUAUUUUGGAUUCUGUUGUUUGAAAUUUUUUUUAAAUCACUGUGCAACUCACUGGCAUCAGUGGUAGCUUUUAUAUGCAAAUGACCAUUUCAGAUGUAUGGUGUGUUUUUACACUGCAAAACAGUCCCCAUGUGGAUAUUUCUUACACUAAUUGUACCAUAAAGCUGUUUAUUCUUUCUUGUAAGAAUCCUUUACUAUAAAUAUUGUUAAAGUGUAAUGUAUUAGACAGUUAAAUAUUUUUAAAAUAAAUGUUUCCCUUGUUCUAAGAUGGAGCAUUUACUUUGAUAAAUAAAUUUGAUAAAACCCUGCCAAAGGUGCAUGUUAGA